ACCGCCCACCGCCUCCGUCACCCGCGAGUCCCGGGCCUCCCACUUCCCCUGCCCCGCCGGUCCGCUUCCGGCCCUUCGGCGCGCACGCGCAGUCGCGGCGGUGUUUGACAGCUCAGGCCGAGGAGAAGGAGCAGGUGUCGCGAGAGUUGGCGCGCCGCCUGGUGCGGGCUGUCAUUAUGGCGAGCCUGGGAAGCGAGGCCGAGCGGGAUCCUCUCCUGGGCCCUGGCUUCCCCGGAAGCAGAGAAUGGGACAUGGUAGAAACCCAAGAGCAUUACAGGAGUAGAUGGAGAUCCAUUAGGAUUCUCUACCUCACUAUGUUCCUCAGCAGUGUGGGUUUUUCUAUUGUGAUAAUGUCAAUCUGGCCAUAUCUUCAAAAGAUUGAUCAGACAGCCGAUGCAAGUUUUUUGGGCUGGGUUAUUGCUUCAUUUAGUCUUGGCCAAAUGGUAGCUUCACCUCUAUUUGGUUUAUGGUCUAAUUAUAGGCCAAGAAAAGAACCUCUUAUCGUCUCCAUCUUUAUUUCGGUGGCAGCCAACUGCCUAUAUGCAUAUGUCCACGUGCCAGCUGCUCAUAACAAAUACUACAUGUUGAUUGCUCGUGGAUUGGUGGGAUUUGGAGCAGGAAAUGUGGCUGUUGUCCGAUCGUACAUUGCUGGUGCCACUUCCCUUCAGGAAAGAACAAGUGCCAUGGCCAACACGAGCACGUGCCAAGCCUUGGGCUUUAUUCUGGGUCCAGCCAACAAGAUUACUCAGUGGGUCUUUGUGCUGACUGCCAAGUGUGGUGGACUGAGUUUGAUCCUGGAGACCACUUUGUGAAAGGAGACGUUACAA
This is a messenger RNA of Arvicola amphibius (Eurasian water vole), 827 nucleotides long. RefSeq names its product major facilitator superfamily domain-containing protein 8-like. Gene Ontology annotation, biological process: transmembrane transport. NCBI's taxonomy places the organism in Eukaryota, Metazoa, Chordata, Mammalia, Rodentia, Cricetidae. The coding region runs from base 177 to 812 and encodes 211 amino acids. The record is from RefSeq and is a predicted model, not a curated record. Gene Ontology annotation, cellular component: lysosomal membrane. Gene Ontology annotation, molecular function: transmembrane transporter activity. The transcript has 6 exons.